Messenger RNA from Coregonus sp. 'balchen', 1155 nucleotides. Lineage: Eukaryota; Metazoa; Chordata; Actinopteri; Salmoniformes; Salmonidae. The record is from the annotation of a GenBank genome assembly.
AUGAUGUCUGGAGGAGAGGUGGUCUACACAGUGCUGGAGGUGCUGAUCGCCAUUGCCUGCUGCCUGGGGAAUGUGCUGGUUAUCUGGGCAGUGUGGUCAAGCAGUGCUCUGCGGCAGCCCACCUUCUGCUUUAUCGUUUCUCUGGCUGUGGCUGACUUCCUCGUGGGUUCUGUGGCCAUGCCGCUGGCUGUGCUGGUGGAUGGACGGGUGCACUCCUCGUUCAAUGUCUGUCUCUUCAUUAGCUGUGUGGUCAUCAUGUUGACAGUGGCCUCCGUCUUGUCUCUGCUAGCCAUUGCUGUGGACCGAUACCUACGCGUCUUCAUCCCUCUCAGGUGAGCUGUUAUGAUGACAUUUCAGGAUGUUUACAGUUGGAAAUAUUAUUCUCCUAGCUGUGUCCCAUGUGAACCACAUUUUAAGACAGAAAGUCAUGCAUGGAUGGAAUCAGAUUCCUUGUUUUCUUUUGCAAAGCAAUUCAUUAAAACAUCAUAACUUUUCUGCUUCAACAGAUACAAAAAGACGGUAACAGAGAGAAGAUCUUGGGUGGUGGUAACAACAUGUUGGUUUGUGGCUUUUAUAUUGAGCUUCCCUCCCAUGUUUGGAUGGAACAACCGUGAAACGUUGUCUCACUCAGAGAACUCAACCACCAUCCUCUGCCAUUUCCUGGCUGUGAUCCCCAUGUCAUACAUUGUUUACUUCAAUUUCUUCCUCUGCACCCUCACCCCGUUAAUUGUCAUGGCUGUCCUGUACAUCUGCAUCUUCUGUACCAUCUGGAGGAACUUGAGGGAGAAAGUGGGGCACGGGGCCCAGUCCCACACCUACUUCAGGAAGGAGAGGAGCCUGGCCCGAUCCCUGGCUCUGGUCCUGGUGCUGUUCGCCUUCUGCUGGCUCCCCCUGCACAUUAUGAACUGUACUGCCUACUUUGGCAGCCCGUCAGACAUACCCCACACAGCCUUCUAUGUGGGCAUCCUCCUUUCCCAUGCAAAUUCAGCUGUCAACCCAGUCGUCUAUGCCUUCAAGAUCCACAAGAUCCAGGGAGCGUACCUGAGGAUCUGGAGGAGGUUCUUUGUGUGUCGCGAUGACAACCAGGGCUCUCAGAGCAAUCAUACCACUGAGAACAAUAUCAGCAGCAACCCUAACGUUGUGAGCAAGGGAUAG